AAACCCGGUUGGGACUUUCCCAAGAAAAGGAAAAGUAAGCGAAAACCAACGCAAAGGACACGUUCCAUUCCACCACCGUCUAAUAUUGUUGUUUGUCUGUCUUCUCGCAUUCUCUUCGUUUCUUUCUCUCUGUUUUUUCCCCAUACAAAAACACCCUCCUCCCCAUUUUCGAUUUAUCCAAUUUCUUUUUUUUAAUCCUGCAAUUUCAUACUCGCAUCAAAAAAAAGAAAAAAAAAAUCAUUUUUUUAAUUUUUUUUUAAAAUCCGGAGGAGCAAGAACCCAGGAAAUCUCUGCAACAAAAGAUGGUUCAGAUGAAAGAAUUUCGAAUCGUUAUGCCCUUAUCCGUAGAAGAGUUUCAAGUAGCACAAAUGUACAUGGUUAUGAAAAUGCAGCAACAGAACACAGAUGGGAAAGAAGGUGUGGAGGUAUUGGAAAAUCGACCUUUCGAAGACGAUGACUUUGGUAAAGGUCAAUACACUUUGAAAAUCUAUAGGUUGCAGAGCAAAGCUCCAACUUGGUUGGCAAGAUUUGCACCAACAGAUGCUCUCGUGAUGCAAGAAGAAGCGUGGAACGCUUACCCGAGAUGUAAAUCUGUUAUCAAGUGCCCAUAUUUCACGAGGUUUAUUCUUACAAUUGAGACGAUUCAUAAGGCUGACUAUGGUCAAUCGGAAAAUGUACAUGGGCUAAUGGAAAAUCAGUUAGCAGUUAGACAGGUGGAAACGAUGGAUAUAGCUACGGAUACGAGUGAUUAUUGGAGUUAUAUUAUCGGCAGUAGCAAUAUUGAUUUUUCCCAGUUCCAAUCGUCAAGAACUGGCCGUGGUCCGUUAUUGGAUGGAUGGCAGGAGCGAUGCGAUCCAGUUAUGACGGCUUACAAGUUGGUGACAAUCGACGCUCCGUAUUGGGGCUUUGGUAGUAGGCUUGAACAAGCUCUUCUCGCGGGCGAAAGAGCAUUUUUCCUCGAAAGUCAUAGAAAUUUUUUUGGAUGGAUCGACGAGUGGUUUGGGCUGCCUAUGGAGAUGAUGCGCGAGCUCGAAAAAGAAAGCGAUUCUUCACUAAACAAGAAACUUGGUAGGACUAGUGUGGUGGAAAAUGAGGAGGAAUCAGAAGAUAUAAGAACUGUUCCCACGUGUUGAAUUGAUCUCUAGCCCUUUAUAAUUUUUAUUUUUAUUUUUUAUUUACUAUUUAUGGUGAUCAAAAAAUGUAAUUUUAGCAAUCGAGUAUCUAAUUACAGUAUCAAGUUUUUUGAUUUAUUCUAUGUGCCUAAUUUUCGCCGCGA
This is a messenger RNA of Erythranthe guttata (spotted monkey flower), 1276 nucleotides long. RefSeq lists its product as uncharacterized. The record is from RefSeq and is a predicted model, not a curated record. Lineage: Eukaryota; Viridiplantae; Streptophyta; Magnoliopsida; Lamiales; Phrymaceae. Gene Ontology annotation, biological process: phospholipid transport.